GGCUCAUUCUAGUGAGAGAUUUCAGAAAAGAAGAGAGAGAAAGUUCUUACUUUUCGUCCAAGAAAGGUGGGAGAUCCUACAUUCUCUCUCUACGUGGCUGAGUUAUAUGAAACCAUGCUUGAACAGGUCGUGUUUCCAAUUCUAAAGGCGUCACAGAUGCAUAUAACCCUAACCAUCUGUAUAAAACCAAAACAAAUGCGUGAAUGAAUUAAGCAAAAACAGAAAGAACGCCAGACGUUUCUUCAGUUUCUCGUUUCAACAUGACGGCUUUCAGGAAUUUUGCUAGGGUUUUCAAGGAGAGCUCUUCUCUUUCUGGGCUUCUUGCUCUUGGUGCAGUGAGUAGUGGAGGCCUUCUGGUAUAUGCUGAGACGAAGCCAAAUAGUGGUUCUGGUGUCACAGAAACUUCUCAGGAGAAAAAGAAAGUGGUAGUUCUUGGAUCUGGAUGGGCUGGAACAAGUUUCCUGAAGAAUUUAGAUAGUUCCUUGUAUGAUGUUCAAGUGGUGUCAGCUCACAAUUAUUUUGCAUUCACUCCAUUGCUUCCAAGUGUGACGUGUGGUACAGUUGAACCAAGGAGCAUUGUUGAGCCAGUCCGUAGCAUUGUCAAAAAGAAAAAGGGAGAUAUCCAGUUUCUUGAAGCAGAGGUUUAUAAAAUUGAUUCUGAAAACCAGAAAGUCCAUUGUCAAUCCAAUCAUGACGUGACUGUGGAAGGGAAGGAACAAUUUUCAGUGGAUUAUGACUACUUGGUAAUAGCAGUAGGAGCCCAAGUAAAUACUUUUAAUAUUCCAGGUGUGAGGGAACACUGUCAUUUCCUUAAGGAAUUAGAGGAUGCAAGAAAAAUUCGUAGGGGCAUCAUUGAUUGCUUUGAGAGAGCAAGCAUUCCAAAUCUAGGUGAAGAUGAGAGGGAAAAGAUCCUUCAUUUUGUAGUUGUAGGUGGAGGUCCAACAGGUGUUGAAUUUUCAGCUGCUUUGCACGAUUUUGUCUGUGAAGAUCUAGCCAAGUUAUAUCCUUCUGUGCAGAACCUUGUAAAAAUUACACUUGUUGAAGCAGGAGACCAUAUUUUGAACAUGUUUGAUAGUAGAAUCAGCUCAUUUGCCGAACAGAAGUUCCAAAGAGAUGGUGUUGACGUGAAAAAAAGGUACCAAGUAACGAAUGUAUCAGAUAAGUGCAUUACCAUGAAGGGUAAAGCGCCUGGAGAAAUAUUGUCAGUACCAUAUGGAAUGAUUGUUUGGUCUACUGGGAUUGGAACUCGACCUGUUAUUAUGGAUUUCAUGAAACAAAUUGGUCAGACUAAUAGACGUGUCUUGGCCACCGAUGAAUGGCUGAGAGUUGAAAAAUGUGAUAAUGUUUAUGCACUUGGUGACUGUGCCACAAUAAAUCAGCGAAAAAUCAUGGAAGAUAUAUCAGAUAUCUUUAGAAUUACAGAUAAGGACAACUCUGGCACUUUAACAGUCCAAGAAAUAAAAAAUGUCAUAGAUGAUAUCCGUAUAAGGUAUCCUCAACUGGAAAUCUACCUGAAGAAGGAAAAACUUGAGGAUGUUAUGGAUAUGUUGCGAGGUUUCAUAGAAAGUGGUCAAGGAGAAUCUAAGGAAUUGGACAUAGAACAAUUCAAGACAGCUUUCGCAAAUGUUGAUUCACAAAUGAAGAAUCUGCCAGCAACGGCACAGGUUGCUGCUCAACAAGGUGCAUAUCUUGCCAGAUGCUUUAACCGUAUGCACAAGUGUGAGGAAGAGCCUGAAGGUCCCCUUCGAAUUAGGGGAACUGGUCGUCAUCGGUUCCCCCCCUUCCAGUAUAAGCAUCUUGGGCAAUUUGCUCCGCUAGGAGGAGAGCAAGCUGCUGCACAACUUCCUGGUGAUUGGGUCUCCAUAGGCCGCAGCAGUCAAUGGCUUUGGUACUCUGUAUAUGCAAGCAAACAAGUCAGCUGGCGCACAAGAGUGCUGGUCAUGUUUGACUGGACAAAACGAUUCGCUUUCGGAAGGGACUCUAGCCGCAUCUGAACUAAUAACAUGGUAUUAUUAUAUUAUAUAUAAAACUUCAUUUUUGAAUUAUUACUUGAUUCUUUCUAAACGCCGAGCUUGCUUUUCUUUUUGAUUCAUUUUGGAUCACGUAGUUCUGCUUGAGUGAACAUUGGUUGUUUCUUAUCCUUCCUUUCUGAGUCCAAUUUUGGAUAGUUGGAAAACAUUGUUGCUUGUGCAUGUACUCAGUACUAUAUGUGAGUUGCUGAUAUAGAUAUGAAUCAAAUGCAAUUUUGUGUUGUUGCAAAAAUAUAUUUUGUAUAUAGGUGUAAUAGAGAUGAAUUGCUGGGAAAGGAAUG
Messenger RNA from Amborella trichopoda, 2311 nucleotides. RefSeq names its product external alternative NAD(P)H-ubiquinone oxidoreductase B3, mitochondrial. Lineage: Eukaryota; Viridiplantae; Streptophyta; Magnoliopsida; Amborellales; Amborellaceae. The record is from RefSeq and is a predicted model, not a curated record. Gene Ontology annotation, cellular component: mitochondrion. Gene Ontology annotation, molecular function: calcium ion binding; NADH dehydrogenase activity.